GAUUCCGCUUUAGCUCUUCUCCAGCGGUUGCAGCAAGUGGUUUUGAUCGACAGAGCGCGUUUGGUUUUCAUUAGAUCGUCUCGACGCUGACCCCCUGCCCCCUCUGGAGUAAUGUGAAACCAGCCCACUGGCAGACGCGCUGUGCGGCCGGAAAGGAGCCGAGCGGAGCUGCUGCAGACUGCGCUGCCUCCACCGCCCGGUCCGCAUGCUGCGCCGCUGCCGCACAGCGCCGCACAUUGGUCCGCGCAGCGACACACUGCCGAGACGUGCGAUGGCAGAGAAGUAGUGUUCUUACAUGCUGAACCUGUGCAGUCUUCCCUGAGGAGAUCAUUUUUUUUUUAUUGUUAUUACUUUUGCUAGAGGUCGCAGCCAUGGGGAGCUGUCAGACUCCCAGGAGUUUACGCAGAGGCGUCCGGGGCUCCGCUCCUCUGCUGGCCGCGGCGCUGCUCACUCUUCUGUCCGCGGGGAUGCAACAAACCACAGCCUUUCCCUCCUGGAGGUCCGAGGAAGAAGCUUACACCACUGCCUUACUCAUCGGGAUCCGCAAAGAGGCCCGGUCACAAGUGCUUCACCUCUCCAGGAACAAGCGCUACACCCUCACGCCGGAGCAGCUCAAAUGGGACAAGUUUAAGCUGACAUACAAGUUGCUCUCCUUCCCAACGAACCUGAUAAAUGCCAGCGACACGCGUCGAGGGAUCGCAAGGGCUUUUGGCAUGUGGAGCGACAUCUCGCCGUUCAGCUUCAGAGAGGUGCCAGCUGACCAAGAAGCAGACAUUAAGAUUGGCUUCUAUCCCGUCAACCACACAGAUUGUCUGCAGUCCUACUUGCACCAUUGUUUCGACGGCAUCACGGGAGAAUUGGCUCACGCAUUCUUCCCGCCAACAGGCGAGAUCCACUUUGACGACCAUGAAUACUGGAUUCUUGGAAACAUGCGUUUCAGCUGGAAGAAAGGAGUCUGGCUCACAGAUCUUGUCCACGUGGCAAGUCAUGAAAUUGGACAUGCCCUGGGACUCAUGCACUCCUUGGACUCGAAAGCGAUAAUGCACCUGAAUGCAACUCUGACAGGGCGCAAGCUCAUCACACAGGAUGAGGUGUGGGGUGUGCACCGUCUCUACGGUUGUUUGGACCGGUUAUUUAUCUGUCCAGCCUGGGCUCGGAAAGGCUAUUGCGACAGCAAGCGAAGGCUGAUGCAGAAGCACUGCCCCUCCAGCUGUGAUUUCUGUUACGAAUUUCCGUUCCCCACAGUGGCUCCCACACCGACUCCACCAAGGACCAAACACAAGUUAGUUGUUGAAGGCAAGAAGCUGACUUUUCGUUGCGGGAAGAAAAUAGCAUCUAAGAAAGGCAAAGUAUACUGGUACAAAGACGGGGAGCAGCUGGAAUUCUCUCACCCAAACUACAUCUCGCUGACAGAUGACCACAUCACCAUUGUGGCCAACGCCAUCAACGAAGGCACAUACACCUGCAUUGUGAAGAAAAAAGACAAAGUCCUCACCAACUACUCGUGGAGGGUACGCGUGCGAUUCUGAACAGGACACAUUCACACGUGGUCACCAGGACACCUCAUUCUCUAGGGCACAUAGUUCUUUUAAUUUUUUAAGAAAAUGUUUUCCUGAAUCUACCACACACACACACACGACUGUCUUGUCAUUUGUGUAAAUGUGUUUUCAUUUGUUCAAAUAAUAAAUGAUCCGUGACCUGUA
Messenger RNA from Platichthys flesus (European flounder), 1703 nucleotides. RefSeq names its product matrix metallopeptidase 23ba (gene mmp23ba). The record is from RefSeq and is a predicted model, not a curated record. Lineage: Eukaryota; Metazoa; Chordata; Actinopteri; Pleuronectiformes; Pleuronectidae. The transcript has 8 exons. Gene Ontology annotation, biological process: proteolysis; collagen catabolic process; extracellular matrix organization. The coding region runs from base 372 to 1529 and encodes 385 amino acids. Gene Ontology annotation, cellular component: extracellular matrix. Gene Ontology annotation, molecular function: metalloendopeptidase activity; zinc ion binding.